AUGGAUGUGACAAAGGAUUUGCUUCCGAAUAUGGCCUAUUCGGAGAGGAGGGUCGUUGUAGCACCAGGCAAGGCUGCAACCGUGCAGAUACACGGAAGCUUCCGUGAUGGAGCUUGCGUAUUCUGGUCUAAAAGCCCACGCAUCGAGUCAGGUGUGUGCCAGGUGAACCAAGAUAACGCCGAAUUAUCGGUCAUAAAUCAAGGUUUAGGAUCGUGGGUGAUAGAUCAGGGAGAGGAUCUGGGUACAUGGUCAGCAGAAACUUGGAUUGAUCCGAGGAUAGUGGAUGCCCCAAGUGACAUGAUGGUUCUACAGCAGCAUGCAGUGUUACAAGAUGCUGAAGGGACAUAUACUUUAGUAGACAUAUUAAAUGAGAACCGAAAGGCCGGGGAUGUACCUGAGGAACUGCAUAGAGUGAUCGAAGAGUACAACGAUGUAUUCGCUGUCUCGGACACAGAACUAACGCAAACGAAUCUCGUGACUCAUGACAUUGAUGCAGGCAGGCAUCCCCCAAUUCGACAGAAAACCGGACCCGUCCCACACGGUAUUCGUGCUGAGGUAGAUACAAUGCUACGGGACCAAAAAAAAUGUGAUUGA
Messenger RNA from Haemonchus placei, 594 nucleotides. Lineage: Eukaryota; Metazoa; Nematoda; Chromadorea; Rhabditida; Trichostrongylidae. The record is from the annotation of a GenBank genome assembly.